AUUCGUAAGUAACAGUAACACCUCUUGAGUGUUCACACAGCACGCUUUACUAGAGUAUAUAAUUAUAAUUAUUAAUAAUAAAAAAAAAAGAUUAAGAAUGGAGAAGAUAGAUGGGUAACAUAAGAGGUGAUGUUGACCCAAACGUUCAUUGGAAUGGAAGAAAAGAAAGAAUCCCCGGUGUGUCUUAUCUUAUGUGUAAUGUGACCCACUUCAUAGUUCAUACCUUAAUAAUACAAAAUUUAAUUUAAUUUGCGUUCGGAGUAUUAGUAAUAGUAAUGGUUUGUGAAGAAGAAUCUCCAUCCACGACCACUCAGCUUCUUAAUAAUAAUAAUAAUAAUAUUAAUAUUAAUAUCUCCUCCUCACCCGAAUCCACCUUCCGUCAACUCGAUGAUGCAUUCUUGCAGAAUCAAACGAGAAUAUGGGUAGGAGAAGUGUUGCAUAUAAGAUUAGAUGAGCAACUCAUUAUAUCAGAAUUACUUGCUGAUGGAGAAUUGUUGUUUCAAGUGUCAAAAGUUAUGUGGAAAUUGCUGUUGGAAAAGCAUAUGGAUCUUAGGCACAUUAAAGCAUACAAAAAUCAUCCAUUUGCUUCUAAGAGGAACAGUGGGAUAUAUAGGCCUUAUUCUAAUGUUGAUUCAUUUCUGAAGAUCUGUAAGAUUUUGGGAUUGACUGGGAUUGACCUUUUCUCUCCAUCAGAUGUAGUUGAGAGAAGAAAUACUCGAAGAGUUUGUAUGUGUAUCCGCUCAUUCUCGAAAAAAUCAAGGUCUAUAAAUAUAAAUGUUCCAGAUUUUGAUAUUGUUACAUGUAUGGCAGCCAUGCCUAAGGAUUUUGUUGGAUGCAUCCGGAGAAGCAUAGAGCUGUCUCAAAACGUCCUCGCAGAUUCUUCUGACCAUCACUCGCAGAAGUAUGAGAGACGAAAAUCUAAUCGGGGAUACUCAGUUACAAGCUCCAACAGAGACUACGAGCUGUAUUCCAAUCCAACUAAUGAUACAGAAAUCAUACAUACAAUUCUUCAAUUACAUGACAUACAUACUGAUGACUUGUAUGAUUAUAAGUCAGAUAUAAACUACAGAGAAAAUGCUUUUGUGUCCGAAGAGUUAGAUCAAUUGGAUAUUCAAAAUCAACACAGAAAUGAAAUUUCUAACGAUGAUUUUGAAUUGUUAUCUUCAAUGGAAUCAUUGGAAUACCAUUGCCCUGAUAAUAUAGAGCAUGAACAUGAUUGCAAGCUGACCUGGCCGUCAUCUUCUUGUGGAGAUCUAAAUGUUGGCUUAAUUGGUAUGACGUCUCAUUUAGAUACUAGAGUUGAGCAAGUCCAAGAAAGUAGGAUCAUGGACUUCGAUUACUCUGAAUAUGCUUUGUUAAAAAAUAAUGCUUCCGUCAUCGGGACUCCUACGAAUGACAAAACAUCAAUUGUAGAUGCUACAUCAUAUGCAAAAAGUAAAAAAGACACUGGUAUAAUUGGUGAAGAAUAUAGUACACCAAAUGUACAUCAAAGUGCUAGCUCUCACGGUUCAAACCCAACUCCACAUCCUACUGAAAGUGGUAGAUUUUUGGAUGUUUCUGACAGUAUAGAGGUUCUGCAAGAAGCUGGCAUGAGCUGUUUGACAAGGGAACCACUGAACUUGGGAGAUCUAUUUGAUGCAGAGAACGAUGUCUAUAACAAUGAGUCCUUUAAAUUGCACAGUUACAAGAAUGAUCAGUGGGACGAGAUAAGAGAAUAUGAAGCUCAAGACAUAACGGAAUGCAAGGAAUUGGCAUACGGUAUCCCUUCCAGUGUAAAUACAUUUGAGGAAAUCGAGCAUUCAUUAUAUUCUCCUGAUUGUUACUUCUGCAAUACUAACUCUUCAGAUAGAGCUUUAUCUCAUAGCAACCGCAUUACCUCAACUCUACAGAAAAAGUCUCUAGCAUAUGAAGACAGGGAGUCUCGAGUUGAUUCAAGAUGCUCGGAUAAUGCUAGUUGUAACCGAUCCGGGGAGCUUCUGUCCUGUCACUCUUAUUAUUUGCCUGAGUUUUGUAAAUGGGAUCAGAAAGGAAAAUGUGCUAUGACAUCAAAUAGAGCAAAAGAUAUCCGAAGUUCCUCAUGUGUUUUGGAGGAUGAUCAUAAGGAAACUACACCGUGUAAACAAAAGGAUUCUGAAGUCUUGUUGUCCAAGGUUACGUUGUCUUGCAUGCCAAACGAGGAAAGUAUAGUUAGUGCUGCUGCUGUUAAGUUGGACAGUGAUACUGAUGGUAAACUAAACAAUGGUUGUUUGGAUUUUGAAUCUAAUGCUCAAGGUGACAACACUAAUGAUUCCUCUGGCAAAGGUGUCACGACUCAAGGCAUUGGAGAUGGACGUCAGGGAAUACUAGACAUGAUAACCAAUAAUGUUGUAGCCCAUACCUAUUGUGAUGAAGAUGAAUGUCAUAUUAGAUGCGGUACAACAAAUCAGAGCUCAAAACUUGAAUGCAAUGAUGGUCAUCAAACCUGUCAUGUGGUGCAUAUUAAGGAAAAAGUAAAACCAGAAGAUGAGAGCAUGCAUUCCUUCGAUAAUUUAGUUGAAACAGAAGAAGGGUGUGUAGAAAUUUCAAAAUCAAAACUCCAAAAGAAGCUACUGCUAAGAUCAGUCUUGGGUGGUGCCACUGCUGUUGGUUUGUUAUUCAUGUUUUUGCACCUAAGGAGGGAUGGUGGAGAAAAAGUUGGACAACCAAGUAAGAAAUAUAAUCAUGAAGACAAAGAAAAGAUUCUUAAAAGCUCACCCCAAAAAGUAAAAGGGAUGAGUACAACAAAAGGGGUUUAUCAAGCUGAAAAGCUCAAGUUAAAGUGAUUAGGAUUUGGGUCUCUAAUAUACAGAUAUUAAUAAAGGUAAAAUUGAAGUAUAAGAUUCAUAUUUUUUAUUUAUCAAUUUAAUAACUUUACACUCCGUGUAAACAUAUUUAAUAUGGUCAUUUAAUUACAUUGUGUACCAUCUUGUCAUAUUUAUCAUCUGGGUGGAGAUGACAAUGGGUAUAGGACCCAAUAGAUACAAUAAAGCUACCAUGUGAUGGGUAAUUAUCUCAAGGAGUAUAACUAGUAAUUAACUACAAAAUUUAAUGGGUACAAAUAUUACAACUCAUAUGUUCAAAUACCCGAUCAACACCUCAUUUUCUCUCUAGCUCUCUUUCUAUCACUUCACAAAUAUAUCAUAUCUAUCACAUUCACAUCACCCUCUCUAUUUUUAUCACUCUCAAGGUGUUGAUUAGAUUUUAGGUGUACGCUUACCGUGUUUUAGUACCCAGUCCGCAUUUUUAAAUAUAAACCAUUCACUCAAACUCAAUUUUACAAACUCAAAUUUUAUCACAAAUAACUGCUGUCAAACACUCAGUCGUAUACACAUGUUGAAGGUGUCAAUAAAAACCUACACAGCUUCUGGCGCAAAGCAUCACCAAAUCCAAAAAACUCUGCAGGCAGUGAGGCACCCAACAAAUUUCAAGAGGAGGUCAACAGAGCAUUAAAGCACUGUUAGGAAGGGUUGGUCUCAGACUGUGUAACAAAUCUGAAGAGUGAAUACUUCACAAGAAGAUAUACUUUCCCAUUGUGUACAGAAAGCCUUGCUCCGGAAACAACCCAAUACCCUGGAGUGUCUCCUGGCCCUCUGAUAAUUUCCAUUGUGUCUACAUAUCUUUGAAGCUUAGGUGUAUUUAGUGGUGCAGGGAGGGCAAUAGAAUCUUUAGCAGAACUAAUGGUCACAUCACCAGGCUUUGGAUGAUCCCUAUGUCCCUCUUUGGAAAUAAAAGAAAUGAUAUCCCAAAACUUGCUCCCGGACUUGCCAAGAUUGGAGGAUUGGUCCCACUCAGGUGGCUUCUGAAGGGUAGCACCAAUAAUUUUGGAAAAGCGCAGCCGUAAAAGGAGACACUUCUUUUCCACUUGUAACUGAGCUCCUGUGACAAUGGAAACACUAUCAUCCGAUUCAACAGGAGCAGUACAAAUAUAUGACAAGCAGUUCCAUUUCACUUUCUUAUGGAAGUUGCAGCUAUACGAGUCACACGACAAAUAAACAUGUGCGGUGUCUGCAACUGGUACAUUGUCUGCAAGUGUUGCAUAGCCUCCAAGUGGUAAUGACUUGGGUAGAGAAGCCAGAUGCUGCAGAUGAAUGGCCAACCGGUUGCUUCCUCUCCCUUCCAAUUGUAAUCUAAGGCCAGUUACUGGUCUACUACCUACAUCUACCUGCCAUCAAGAAAAAAAGGAGCCAAUAUUAAAAAAAUUUAUUUUAUGAAGUUUAGAAUCACAUUUCUACCAUGUUACUAGUAACUAGUAUGUUAGUAGGCUGAAUAUAUUAGUAGUGUGAAAUAUAUAUUUAGUUCCCAAAAUAUUAACAUUUUUCAUUUAUUUUACACAUUAUAAUUUCGGAUCAGCAUAAUGGUA
Messenger RNA from Cicer arietinum (chickpea), 4378 nucleotides. The record is from RefSeq and is a predicted model, not a curated record. Lineage: Eukaryota; Viridiplantae; Streptophyta; Magnoliopsida; Fabales; Fabaceae.